This is a messenger RNA of Fusarium sp. VM40, 3126 nucleotides long. NCBI's taxonomy places the organism in Eukaryota, Fungi, Ascomycota, Sordariomycetes, Hypocreales, Nectriaceae. The record is from the annotation of a GenBank genome assembly.
AUGCUGUCUUCUUUUCGACGAGUAUUUCGUUCCAAGUCAAAUCAGACUCACGAUCUUCAUAAGAAGCCGGCUUCAGAACCACCACCCAAACCCCCCACUCGAUCUGAAACACCGAAGUACUACUCUGGUAUUCAAACUUUACAUAGCUCUGAAUACGAUGAGAUUGAUCUCGUUUUUGUUCAUGGCCUUAAAGGGGACUGUUUAAAGACAUGGAAAGACCAGACAACAGAUGAGCCAUGGCCCAAAACCAUGCUCCCAUUAGAAAUAGGAACUGCUCGAGUCCUCACUUACUCUUAUGAUGCAACUGUCGUCGGCAAAGAAGAUGUCCCUUCCCAAAAUCGAAUCUCAAACCACGCGGCUAAUCUUGUGACGGCUCUUGCAUCACUUCGACAAAGCGACAAUACAAAUCAACGACCUAUCAUCUUCGUCUGCCAUAGCCUCGGUGGACUUGUUUGUCAAGAUGCGCUCGUGACAGCAAGACAGCGAUCUGAACAACAUCUCCAAGACAUUGUCAAUUUUACACGCGGCGUCAUCUUUCUUGGAACGCCUCAUCACGGAUCCAGCCUCGCCAAAUUUGGUGAAUUAGUCUCCCGUUCCGUGGGGUUGCUGAAAGAGACCAACAGCGACAUCGUCCAGGUCCUUACACGAGACUCGGAAGUCUUGGCACGCAUUCAAGACAGUUUCCAGGCUCUUCUCAUGACACGCAGUAAAGAUGAGUCCAGUAUGAUAGAGGUCACUUGCUUUUACGAAGAACUGCCUACCAAGAGAUACGGCAUGAUCGUCCCAAAGCACUCGGCUAUACUUCCCGGCUACAUCUCAAUAGGCAUACACAAGAACCAUGCCGAGAUGACCAAGUUUGCCCAUUCAGAUGAGCCUGGCUUUAAGGCUAUUUGCGGGGAGCUGAAGCGUUGGAUGAAUAAGAUACAGGAGGCCAAAAGCAAGCCCCAGAAAAACGCUCAUGUCGCCCAUUGCCUCGUUCCAUACACUUAUAAUCCAGACUUUGUGGGAAGGUCUGAGGUACUCGAACUAUUAAGAGAUCAGCUCGGUCAUACCACGCCCCAAUCACAGAAUAAAGGACAUUUGAGAGCUGCACUUCACGGUCUGGGUGGGAUUGGAAAAACUCAGAUCGCAUUGGCUUAUUCAUUUUGGCUACAAGAGGCUUAUAAGGAUGUAUCAGUCUUUUGGGUUCAUGCUAGCAGCACAGAACGCUUCUCAGAAGCAUACGGCAACAUCGCUAGGGAUUGCAAGAUCCCACGGCACGAAGACCCGAGUUUUGAUGCCUUGUCAGAAGUAAAGGACUGGCUAGAGAGCAAGGAAAGUGGACAGUGGCUAAUGAUCAUCGAUAAUGCCGAUGAUAUGCGACUUUUCUUUCCUCAAACCGACAACUUUUCCAAGUCCGCGUCCAAUAACGAAGAUAGCUUAGGCCAGUUCAUACCGGAAUGUUCUCACGGCACUAUUCUCAUCACAACGAGGAAUAUGCAGGUGGGCUCGAGGCUUAUGAAGGGAAAGCGUCCUAUCGAGGUGGGCAAGAUGGACGGGGACGAGUCAAUUCAGCUUUUACGGCAAGGACUACAAGGCGAUGAAUCCACGGAGGACUUGCUUCAACUCUCGUCUCGCUUGGAAUUCCUCCCCCUCGCACUGGUACAAGCAGCUGCUUUUAUCCAAGAAAACUCCAUCACUGUCAACGACUACCUUGAACUCUUGAACGGGAGUGACAAGGAUCUCAUCGACCUGCUGAGCGAGGAUUUCGAGACGGUUGGCAGAGACUCAGAUACCCCACGCGCCGUUGCCCAAACCUGGAUGCUUUCCUUCCAACAGAUCGAGCGAGAAUACCCCUUCGCUGGUGAUCUCCUUUCUCUGAUGAGUCUAUUCGAUCGGCAAGCUAUUCCUCUAGAAUUCCUCGAGUUCUACAGCGAAGAGAAAAAGCCCGCAGAGUCAAACGUCAGGAUGCAGCUUGUCAAAGCGCUGGGGGUCCUCAAGGCCUUCUGCUUCAUUCGGGCUGACAAGGGUGGUGAUCACAACAUGCAUCGUCUUGUACAGUUGGUGACUCGAACUUGGUUGGUGCAGAAAGGUACCAUGCCUUCAUUUGCAAGAAACGCGUUGCUUGCAGUAUCAGACUUUUAUCCUUACGGUCGCUUUGAGAAGCUCGAUAUAUGUACAGCGUACCUUGCCCAUGCAUUCUCUGUUUUGGAUUUACAGUCAGUUGAGUCUGAUGAAGACAAGCUCCUCAGGGCGUCUAUGCUUCAUCGAGUUGGGGGCCUUUUCCUCUUCCAAGGCCGAUAUGCUGAUGCAGAAAAGCUACAACGAGAGGGGACCAAGAUUCGAAUAGAAUUGUUAGGAGAGGAAGAUACUGAAACAUUCGUUUCGAUGCUUGAUCUUUCAAAUUGUCUACAAUAUCAGGCUCAAUACGACGAGGCAGAGAAAGUAGCUCUAGCCAUUCUGGAAACCUGCAAACAACGUCGUGGAGAAGAACACCCCCAGACUCUUGACGCGAUGUCUGCCUUGGCGUCUAAAUAUUACGACCAAGAUAGAGACGAGGAGGCAAAAAGGCUAUGGACAUAUGUUCUUGAGACUAGGAAACGUGUAUUGGGAGAAGAUCACGAAGAUACAUUAACCGCGAUGAACGACCUGGCCUGUUGUCUCGAGGGGGAGGAGGAAGAGGAAAUUUUGAAGCACGUUAUAGAGGCAGAGACGAAGGCAAAAGGUGCGGACCAUCCUGGCACUCUCAUGGCCAGAAGCAACCUAGCGGUAGCACUCUACAAGCGCGGGGAAGUAUGGGCAGCAGAGGAGCUAGAAAUUGAAUUACUAGAAACCAGGAAAAGGGUCCUUGGGGAUGAACAUCCCGAUACAAUCGACAGUAUGAUGCACCUCGGAGAAAGUUGGACCACCUUGGGUACACACACGGCAGAUAUAAGGCACUUGUAUCCCGACGUAGACUUGUUUGGCGACGCCAAGAGGCUGUUUGAAGAAUGUGUUCGGCUUCAAACAAAGUUACUUGGGCCAGAUCACCCCGAAACACUGCUGGCACUCUCACGGUUGAAGGAAUGUCAAGAAGCAAUGGAGUUGGCUAAUCGUGAUGAGGUUGAGAGAAAGGUAGUGGAAUCGAAUGGUCAGGCAGAGCUUUGA